AUGGCAACUAAAGAUACCGAAGCUAGUGUUAGUUUUCCGGUUCUCCUUAGUGAACUGACUGGAACCGAAGCAGAAUUAGUUUUUAUCCCGCAAACAGUUAUGACUAAAGACCAAUUACAAGCCGAAUUAACAGCCAAAGUUAAACCUGGCAUCAAACCGAGCCAUUUAAAACGUUCCAAGUCGUUGGGUGCUAUUCCUAAUGCUCCCCCUUUACCAACUAGUCCCGAACUAAUUGCUUGCCAAGCCGAGAAUGCGGAAUUAAGAAAGCAAAUAAUUGAGUUAGAAAAAGACUGA
Messenger RNA from Ambispora gerdemannii, 294 nucleotides. Lineage: Eukaryota; Fungi; Glomeromycota; Glomeromycetes; Archaeosporales; Ambisporaceae. The record is from the annotation of a GenBank genome assembly.